Messenger RNA from Microtus oregoni (creeping vole), 6833 nucleotides. It is a transcript of the gene Mtf1, whose product is annotated as metal regulatory transcription factor 1. The transcript has 11 exons. The record is from RefSeq and is a predicted model, not a curated record. Gene Ontology annotation, cellular component: nucleus. NCBI's taxonomy places the organism in Eukaryota, Metazoa, Chordata, Mammalia, Rodentia, Cricetidae. Gene Ontology annotation, biological process: central nervous system development; positive regulation of transcription by RNA polymerase II. Bases 129 to 2153 code for a protein of 674 amino acids. Gene Ontology annotation, molecular function: DNA-binding transcription activator activity, RNA polymerase II-specific; RNA polymerase II cis-regulatory region sequence-specific DNA binding.
GGGACAGGUGGGGGCAAUCAUGGUGCCGCUGGGGAGGGGAGAAGCUGCCGCUGCCGCCGUUGCCGGGAGCCGCGGAGAAAGGCCAUUACCGUUCUGUUUCUCACAACUGGGCUGAGCACAACUGAACCAUGGGGGAGCACAGUCCAGACGACAACAUCAUCUUCUUUAAGGGAGAGGAAGAUGACCUAACCCCGGAUGACAAGAUGCUCAGGUUUGUGGAUGACAGCGGACUGGUGCCGUCCUCAUCUGGAACUGUUUAUGAUAGGACCACUGUUCUCAUAGAGCAGGACCCUGGCACUUUGGAGGAUGACGACGACGACGGACAGUGCGGAGAACACUUGCCUUUUCUAGUGGAAGGUGAAGAGGGCUUCUUAAUAGAUCAGGAAGCAAUGUCCCAGGGUUAUGUACAACACAUUAUCUCACCCGAUCAGAUUCAUUUGACUAUAAACCCUGGUUCCACGCCCAUGCCAAGAAACAUCGAAGGUGCAACCCUUACUCUGCAGUCGGAAUGUCCAGAAACGAAACGCAAAGAAGUCAAGCGGUACCAGUGCACCUUUGAGGGAUGCCCCCGCACCUACAGCACAGCAGGCAACCUGCGCACCCACCAGAAGACUCACCGCGGAGAGUACACCUUCGUCUGUAACCAGGAGGGCUGCGGCAAGGCCUUCCUCACCUCCUACAGCCUCAGGAUCCACGUGCGAGUGCACACAAAGGAGAAGCCAUUUGAGUGUGACGUGCAGGGCUGUGAGAAGGCGUUCAACACACUGUACAGGUUGAAAGCACAUCAGAGGCUUCACACAGGGAAAACGUUUAACUGUGAAUCUCAAGGCUGCAGCAAGUACUUCACCACACUCAGUGAUCUGCGGAAGCACAUUCGAACCCACACAGGAGAAAAGCCAUUUCGGUGUGAUCACGAUGGCUGUGGAAAAGCCUUUGCAGCAAGCCACCAUCUUAAGACUCACGUCCGUACGCACACUGGUGAAAGACCCUUCUUCUGCCCCAGUAACGGCUGUGAGAAGACCUUUAGCACUCAGUAUAGCCUCAAAAGUCACAUGAAAGGUCACGAUAACAAAGGAGCCGUGUACAGUGCACUUCCACAACACAAUGGAUCAGAGGAUACAAAUCACUCACUUUAUCUGAGUGAGCUGGGCCUUCUGUCCACGGAUUCUGAACUGCAAGAAAAUUCCAGUGCAACACAGGACCAGGACCUCAGCACAAUUUCACCAGCAAUCAUCUUUGAAUCAAUGUUCCAGAACUCAGAUGACCCUGCGGUUCAGGAUGACCCUCUGCAGACAGCUGCCUUGAUCGAGAGUUUUAAUGGUGAUGCAGAGUCAGUCAGUGACAUCCCACCGCCUGCAGGAAACUCGGCGUCUUUAUCUCUUCCGCUUGUCCUGCAGCCUGGCAUCUCUGAGCCACCCCAGCCUUUGCUGCCAGCCUCAGCUCCGUCCGCUCCUCCACCUGCUCCCUCCCUAGGACCUGGUUCCCAGCCGGCUGCAUUUGGCAGCACCCCUGCUCUCUUGCAACCUCCAGAAGUGCCUGUUCCCCACAGCACACAGUUUGCUGCUAAUCAUCAAGAGUUUCUUCCGCACCCCCAGGCGCCACCCCAGACCAUCGUACCAGGACUUUCUGUUGUUGCCGGGGCUCCUGCAUCAGCAGCAGUGGCAUCAGCUGUGGCAGCACCAGCCCCACCACAAAGUACUACUGAGCCCUUGCCUGCUAUGGUCCGAACUCUGCCCCUGGGUGCCAACUCUGUCCUAACUAACAAUCCUACCAUAACCAUCACCCCAACUCCCAACACGGCAAUCCUGCAGUCCAGCCUAGUCAUGGGAGAGCAGAACUUACAGUGGAUAUUGAAUGGUGCCACCAGUUCACCACAAAACCAAGAACAAAUUCAGCAAGCAUCGAAAGUCGAGCAGGUGUAUUUCACCACUGCAGUGCCAGUAGCCAGUAGCACAGGGAGCUCUGUCCAGCAGAUCGGCCUCAGUGUUCCUGUGAUCAUCAUCAAGCAAGAGGAGGCCUGUCAGUGUCAGUGUGCCUGCAGGGACUCUGCCAAGGAGCGGGCAGCCGGCCGGAGAAAGGGCUGUUCUUCCCCACCCCCUCCAGAGCUGAGCCCCCAGCCUCCUGAUGGGCCCAACCUGCAGCUGCCACCCUAGACUUCUCCCUCACCCUUGCCCCCCUCAUCCUCCUCCACUGGACCCUCUUCCUGUGAGCAAAGCAGACAGGCUGAGGCUCCUCAGACCCUCCGAAGUGUUAAGUGCCAUGGACGUGUCAGAGUUCCUGUCCCUCACAGCCUGGACGCCUCGUCCAAUCCAGUUCCGAGCGAAGCACUACUGCAGGGUAGAGGAGACAGCCUGACCAGCAGCUGCUCGGGGGACGGGCCUGUGCGCGCCCCUUCAGGAACAGGGUGAGCAGGAAGUAGCGGGUGUGAUGCUGCCAUCAUGGGGUCAGAAAUUGGAAGGAUGAAGAAAUCUGCCAUCUGAAAGCCUCACCUUUCAGACAUAUUUUCUUUACUCAUAUCCCAGGAACAUCCAUUUUAAGGAACUGAUCUUUGGAGGAAAACAAAAACAAAAAAAGAAAAAAAAGCUAAGUUAUAAGUGGACUGUCUGGCUGCACUGUGUGUCACUUUUGCUUAUUGUUCUGUGAACUUGGAAACUAAGGUUACGUGUGCAUAAAAGUUGUAAAUGAACGGGUGUGGUUUCCAUCAAUUUGGUGCUGCCCAUCACUGCACUGGGGUCCUUGUGGAUGGGCAGGAAGUGCAGUGUGCUGCGUGUUGCUCCUCCCUCUCUGUCUUUUUGAAUCUGAGGUGACGUCUCUCUGGAGGGCCAGACCACUGUUCUGUGGAAGCGGUCAGUGGCAAGGGCAGGUGAGAGUUGUGAGCUAGACAGGGUGAGAUUGUUGUGUUGUUGGCGCUUUGUUUCUGUGGAGCUUGGAGGAGAUGCAGAGGGACCUGUCCUGUAUCCUGCUCAGUCCAAGCGAGCAGCAUCAGGCCCCUGGCCAUGGUGAUGUGGUGGUUCUGCAGGGCCCUGAGGCAAUUUGACAGCUCUGUUGAUCCUAGCUAGAGCUGGCUCUAGCAAAGCCAAGUCCUUGCCUUCUGGGCUCUUCCCAUUUCUCCGUGCUUGUCAGGGCUAGAAGUUUGGACUGCAUCGCUCCUAAGGAAGCGCCCUAUUUUAUCCAUAGUGAAUGCAGGGCUGAUGGCCAGUGGCUGCCAGGGUCUGCCGCCUCAGAGCAGGAGGGCCGCUUCUCCUGAGAAGGUACAGAGCGAAGGGGGUUGGAUGAAGUAGUAGGUGGUACCCAGGUCUAGCCAGGCUUUUGUUUAUCCCCUCCCAUCUCCAUCCUCACAUCUCUAGAUUUUGCAUACAGCCUCACACAGUGCAAACAAGGAUGUGAUUUCUAAACAAAAAGGGAUAAAAACAAAAACGAUGAUCUUCUACUCAGGGUAAAACAAAAAUUCCCCUUCCACCAAAAAGCCUGAAGCUUGCAGUCAGUUACCUCAUUUGGAAUGUUUCAUUAAGUUGUGUUCUAGGAUUUUUUUAUUAGUGUAUAGAAUUGUGUCCAUCUACCUGCCUUUGGCUCCAGGUUCCUGCCUCUUCAAAUAUAGUAUAAUCCAUAGGAAAACGGGAGCGUCUGUCCUUCAGCUUGGAAAGCUCAGUGGCCAGGCUGGGGUCUGGAGGUCUCGGCCUCCUUCCCGGAGCAAGGUCCAGAGCCCAGACAAGAUGAGAGCUGUGUAGGUUGCCCUCCUGCAGCCCGUCAGGAUGGUGUCCUUUCAGAAGGCCCUUGUCUAGAGGCAAGAUAUUUCAGGACAACUGACCAAGGGAGUCAUGGCAGCGGUAAGGGGAAGACGGGUGCAGCCAACCAGGAAGCUUUGCGUCAGGCCCUUGAUGUUUCUGACUUCUGAGGAGAGCAGUGAGAGGGACGCCAUGGGGUUCUGGUUCGCUGGGAGCUGACAUAGGAAAGGAGCCCAGGGAGGAUGUGUGGAAGGUUGUAAUGGUUUAAAUAAGGCUUCUUGGUUAGCUCAGGCUGUACUCUUAAUGAUCCCUUCCUGGGUCACUGGCUUUUCGCUCUCCACAGUUGCGGGUAUGGAAGAAGCAUUUAAGCAGUGUUAAGGCUGACAUGUUUCCAGCUGCAAGAGUUAAGUAUUUGUCUUUGUGGGUGGCUGUAGAACAUAAGAGACUCUCAGCUCCAAAUAGCUUUUGGAAAUUGAGGAAUGUGCUUAAAAACCAGUAGUUGUGCAGGGCCAGGUGUAUUCCGCGGACUAGCCAGCCUUCCCUGCCAGGCCGUGCCAGCUCUCCUCCCAGAAGCCCAGCUUCUAAUGCCAAGAACCCUGGCUAGACUAGAGCCAGAAAGCCCCUUCCUGGAGAGUGGUUUCUCAGGGGAAUGAACUUAGGGUAAGGCCAAACAGAGUGGAUUCUGGCAGGUGGAGGUAAGCCUUUUUUUUCCUCUCAUGGCAGCCUUCACCAUUGUCACCCUAUAGAGCACACCUGGGCUACCACUAGCAUCUCCAGUUUAGCCCCUUCCAAGACACUAGUCCACAACAAGGGUGGAGAGUGGACCUGGUGGAUUUAAGAGGUAGUCAGGUAAUCUUGGUCCCGACAAACUGCCUUAUAAAUGUGGUCCUUCCCAGACAGGAGGGCAAGGCUGAGCAGGGUCUGGCCAACCUCCUGGGGCAGCACUAGUUUGGUGACCGAAGUUGUGCCAUUUAUUGGCUUACUCCAGUUUAGAAGAUCAUUGGUACAGCGCUAAGGAGAGGCCUUGAGAUGUGGGAACCUCUCUAGGUAGAAGGCAAGGGGACUUCCCUUUGCUUCCAGAGAGUCAAUACAUGGGAAAAGGUGGUUUUCUAAGUCAGGGCAGUGGACUGAUGGGGUAAUGGAGGUAGAUGAGGUUUUCCUGAGGCUUUGUAUGAUGCUGAAUGUGUCCAGAGGGACAAAUUUGCAGAACCUCAUAUUGGUAUAUUAAAGAAAUAAUAAAAUAAAAGCACUUUAGGUUACUUUAUCUUUAACCCAAUUGCUGCAAUUUCUGUUGUGUAUGUAUAUAUAUACAUAUAUAUAUACUUCCCACAAAGUUUUAUUUUUUGCUCAUAAUAAAAAGUUGAGGUGUGAAAAGAAAAGCACUUACUUUGGUGCAAUAUAUGCGUAGCUUGAGAGUUGUAAUCCCAUGUGGCCCUGGCCCAGCCUGUUUUUCCGUCAGCCCUGUGCUGAAGCUGUCCAUAGGGAAACACUUCUGCAUCUCAGCAGCUGCUCAAUCUAUGCAAGCCUAUGUGAGUCCCGGGCGCCCCCCUCAGGCCCUCCGCGGAACUGCUGCAUCUGUUUUCUGACUGUUGAGCCCCCUUUCUACCACUUCUUGGUCCCCCUGCUGUCUUUCCCCUCUUCACCAUGUCAAAAUGAUUCCUGAAAGGGACAGGUUGUUCCCAGGUAAAGAUCCGGCACCUUCUAGACUUUCAUAUCUGUAAUCACAUCCAUUGAAGGUAACGGCUUCUCCAGUGUCACUGAAACUAUUGAUUGUGGAACUGCACCGCUAUUGCUCGUUUACAACUUCUUUUUCUACACCCCCAAUCAGAAAUAUGUUGGAAGAAAGGAAUGGGCAAUACAAGCCACUACCUGAGUUGGCUCAAAGCAGACUGUGGGCUUCCUCAAAUCCCGUCAUAAGGCCGCUGCUAGUCUCCCUCACGGGUCCCACCUCAUCUUAAAUCCCAGCUGAAGAUGAGAGGCAUUUUAAAACCCUUCAGCCAGAGCAAGAUUUCCCUGCAGUCUGCAAGCGGGUCUGCUGUGACAUAGCUGGGAAAUCGUCCAUCUCCUAUUUGGGGUGGAAGGCGUUCAAUCACAAAGCCAGAUAAUACAUAUUUCUGAUUGGUCAAUCUGUUUGGCCUGUUUCUGGAAUAUUCUUGGGGCAAAGAUAAAAGGGUCUUGUUUCUUAGGCCCCUGCUCUUGGGAGGUUGAUGAUUAGCCUGGGCAUUUCUCACUGUUACUCCUGGUGGCGAGAGGGCUUCUUGGUCUGCACUGAAAACAUGAGUUAUUGCAUCUGUCAAGGGAUAUUAUAGUACAAGUGGGGUUUAAAAACCAUGCAUUGUUCCUUUGGUGGUGGCCUACUGGGCCAAAAAUAAGUGAUAAUGUCACGUCGCUUUCUCAACAAUGCAGUUUCUACUUUUUUUACAGGAAAUUUUUUCGUAAAACUUUUUUCCACCAAAACCUAGGGUGUUUUUGCAAUAUCCAUAUUGCCCUCGUGGUGCCAAGUCAGAGGCUCGUCUGUCCUGGCCUCAUGUGUUCUCAGGCCUCCCAAGGGCUGUUAGAUUCAACAGUCUGCAUCUUUUGUUGUGCUUUGAAGAAAAUGUCACUGAGGUUGGAGUUGCAGGCAACUAUUCCCUGUUCCUGUGAACUCACCCUAGUUCCAGUUCAGGGAGGGUGGCUGGAAACAGGCUUUUCUGGCUCAGACCUAGCCCGAAAAGGCCACAAAUUCUCUUUUCUAACACACACUAAAUCAUUGGCCAGUGGUCUUGGUGACAAGUUUUUAAGUCCCAAAUAGUUUUAUUUGGAUUAUGUAAAAGUAUCAAAUUUAUUUUAAAUGUAAAACAUGGGAACAAUGGACUUCCACUGAGCGAUAUGAAAACGUUACAGGUUCAGUACUUCCAAAGGAAGAAACUUCCAAACCCAAAAAAGAAAUACGAAUUUGUAUUUUUGAAGAAUGUGAAAUAAUGGUGUUUGCUUAAUUGCUCAUUUUGUAUAAACUUAAUAUUGUACUUUAAAAUAUCUGCUAUGAAGUGAAAAUUUAACUUUUUGGAAUUGAAAAAGCAAUAUUAAAUACUAAUGAAAUCUUAAUUAAAUGCUUAUUUAAAUCUGGUA